Anguilla anguilla (European eel) is the source of this 934-nucleotide messenger RNA. Its product is annotated as ras-related protein Rab-21. Gene Ontology annotation, biological process: Rab protein signal transduction. The record is from RefSeq and is a predicted model, not a curated record. Gene Ontology annotation, molecular function: GTP binding; GTPase activity. The transcript is spliced from 7 exons. Lineage: Eukaryota; Metazoa; Chordata; Actinopteri; Anguilliformes; Anguillidae. The coding region runs from base 239 to 898 and encodes 219 amino acids.
AGUUCACAUGAUCACUGUAGGAGCGUGACGUUGAGGAGGAGACGCCAUUAGACGGCGAGAAAGAGUCAGUGAGAAUAUUGUCAGCCAGCUGUCCGAGUCGUAUUAUUGACGUCGUUCGGAGGGAUUACUUUCCCUGAUUUGUCUUCGCAUACAUCAAUUUUAUCAAUUGCAUUAACUUAUAUGACCUGCAUGCUACAAUUCUAGCGGGCUACGUUUGUUCCUGAGGACGGAUUUCGCGAUGGCGGCCAGUGGAGCGGGAGGCGGUAGCAAAACCUUUUCUUUCAAGGUGGUUUUGUUGGGCGAGGGCUGUGUUGGGAAAACGUCACUUGUCCUGCGAUAUUGCGAAAACAAAUUCAACGACAAACAUAUCACCACACUGCAGGCAUCCUUCCUUACAAAGAAGUUAAACAUCGGAGGCAAAAGAGUGAAUCUCGCAAUAUGGGACACGGCCGGGCAGGAGAGGUUCCACGCUCUGGGGCCCAUCUACUACAGAGACUCCAACGGAGCCAUUUUAGUGUAUGAUGUCACCGAUGAGGACUCCUUCCAGAAGGUGAAAAACUGGGUGAAAGAAUUAAGAAAAAUGUUGGGAAAUGAGAUAUGUUUAUGUAUAGUUGGUAACAAAAUAGACCUGGAAAAGGAUAGAAAUGUUUCAGUGCAAGAAGCAGAACAGUACGCAGAGUCCGUUGGGGCGAAACACUACCAUACGUCGGCCAAAUUAAACAAAGGAAUCGAAGAGAUGUUUCUGGACCUCUGUAAAAGAAUGAUGGAAACGGCGCAGGCGGACGAGCGGGCGAGGGGCAACGGCGCCAGCCAAUCGGGCGCGUCCAGGCGGGGGGUGCAGAUCGUCGACGAUGAGCCGCAGGCCGCCGCGGCGGGGGGGUGCUGCUCGUCUGCCUAGGAAACCGCCCCCCCCCCCCACCCAACCCAACCCAAC